CACAGUCCCACACUGUAGAGUCUGUCUGUCACGGCACAUCUCUCCAUCUUGUCAAAGUGGCUUAGAGAUGGAGCACAGGAGCUGACUUUGAAAGAAGCAACCAAGAACAGAAACUGUCUGAAAGGGCACAGAGGUCAGAGUCACCAGGACAAGACCCAGCCAGAAAGCUAAGUUCACAGAAGUGGGAAGGAACCAACACCUAGCAUAGAUGUGUGGAUAAUACCAGGGCCUCCGGAUCAGGGGAGCCACCGCCGCCACUGAUGUUUAACACGCAGGUCUCCCAGAAUCCACUGAGUCAGGAGGAUCAUGGCAGGCCCGGCCACAGUGAGACAUUCACUAUCCUCUCUCUCUUUCAAGUAGACCCCCAUGCGGCGUUGUAAGAGGUUGGAGGAGCACUUCAGACGUGGCCUUCCCAGAUGGAGAGACUAAAGCUGGGGCCAGUCCCAGAACACUUGUGUAUCAGGCUGGAGGCCAUGUUGCUCUUGGCAGUCAUUCUUCUCCCGAGCACAUUCUGUGACAUAGGAUCUGUAUAUAAUUCUUCCUAUGAAACAGUCAUCCCCAAGAGACUGCCAGGCAAGGGGAGUAAAGAUCCUGGAGGGAAGGUAUCCUACAUGCUGUUGAUGCAAGGCCAAAAGCAGCUGCUUCACCUCGAGGUAAAGGGACACUACUCUGAGAAUAACUUCCCAGUCUACAGUUACCACAAUGGCAUCCUGGGGCAAGAAAUGCCUCUCCUCUCCCAGGACUGCCACUAUGAAGGCUACAUGGAAGGGGUGCCAGGCUCCUUUGUUUCUGUCAACAUCUGUUCAGGCCUCAGGGGAGUCUUGAUUAAAGAGGAAACAUCCUAUGGCAUUGAGCCCAUGCUCUCUUCCCAAACCUUUGAACAUGUCCUCUACACCAUGGCACAUCAGCCUGUGGUCUCCUGCAGUGUCACUCCUAAAGACAGCCUGGGGAACACCAGCCACCAACAAAGGAGCAGGAUGCCCGAUGACCUACUGGUUCUGUCUGACUUGUGGUCAUACACCAAGUAUGUGGAGAUGUUUGUUGUGGUCAACCAGCAGCGGUUCCAGAUGUGGGGCAGUAAUGUCAACAAGACGGUCCAGGCAGUAGUGGAUAUCAUUGCUCUGGCCAACAGCUUCACUAGGGGAAUAAACACAGAGGUGGUGCUGGUGGGCCUGGAAGUGUGGACAGAGGGGGACCCGAUAGAAGUCCCGGUGGACCUGGAGGCUACACUCAGGAAUUUCAACUUCUGGAGACGGGAGAAACUCGUGGGCCGGGUCAGGCACGAUGUGGCACACUUGAUUGUUGGGCAUCGCCCAGGAGAGAACGAGGGCCAGGCGUUUCUCAAUGGUGCCUGUUCGGAUGAGUUUGCGGCGGCUGUGGAGGCCUUCCAUCAUGAAGAUGUCUUCCUGUUUGCCGCGCUCAUGGCCCACGAGCUCGGGCACAACCUGGGUAUCCAGCACGACCACCCGAGCUGCAGCUGUGGUCCUAAGCACUUGUGCCUCAUGCAUGAGAAGAUCAGGAAGGACAGUGGCUUCAGCAACUGCAGCUCUGACCACUUCCUCCAUUUCCUCCACGAGCACAGAGGGGCCUGCCUGCUUGACGAGCCUUGGCGCCAGAGCCGCAAGCGCAGAGAUACCCGCUGUGGAAAUGGUGUGGUGGAGGAUCCGGAGGAGUGUGACUGCGGUAGUGCCUGUGACAAAAGCCAUUGUUGUGAUGAAAACUGUAAACUAAAGGAGGGUGCAGAGUGCAGUAAUGAACUUUGCUGUUUGCGAUGUAAAUUUAAAAAGAGAGGAGAUGUUUGCCGGCCUGCUGACGGACCAUGUGACCUGGAAGAGUAUUGCAAUGGGACCUCCGCAGCUUGUCCCGGGGACAGGAUAGCUCAAGAUGGCUCCAUAUGCCAUGAAUCAUUCUUGUGCUUUGAGGGUCAGUGCAUGGACCCUAGCUUUCAGUGUUCACGUAUUUUUGGGUAUGGUGCAAGGUCUGCCCCAGAUUAUUGCUACACCUAUAUGAACUCAAGAGGGGACCGGUUUGGAAACUGUGGCAUCACCUCUGAUUUUCCAAGAAAGUAUACCAGGUGUUUAGGUCCAAAUACACUGUGUGGGAAACUUGUAUGUACAGAAGUAAUCUUCCUGCCGCAAAUCAAAGACAACCACGUGCUGAUCCAGGUCCCUCAAACUGAGGACUGGUGCUGGAGUUCAGAUAUUUUUGAGAAGACAGAUGGUCCUGAUGAGGGACAGGUGAAGAACAACACUUACUGUGGCCGAGAUAAAGUUUGUCAGAAUUCCAUUUGUAAGAACUACACCAUAGUCCAACAACCCUGUAGUUCAGAGAAACAAUGCAAUGAUCACGGGUUGUGCAAUGAUCUGGGGAACUGCCACUGUUCAUUUGGUUUUGCACCUCCUGACUGCAUAGAAGAAGGCACUGGAGGCAGUGUGGACAGCGGUCCCACUGUUAUAAUGCCAGAUAUUACAGAUCAGAACUCUACCCAGUCUAAAGCCGAGCUGAUACUUAACUUAAAGCUGAUCGUUAUGGCGGUCAUUCUGGUACUCAUGAUUCUCUUAAUAAUCAUAUGCAUCAUGACCGCCUACAGCAAGUCAGAACCUGGUUCUGUCGCAGAGCCUUCAGAGUUAGAGGAGGUUCCAGAGGAGGAGGAGGUCCUACCAGAAGAGGCUGAGGAAGAAGGAGAGGAGUGGGAGUUGGAGGAGAAACAGGAAGAGGCAGAAGCCCUAGAAGAAGAAGCAGAAGGGGCAGAAGCAGAAGAGGAAAUGAAAGAUGAAGAAGAGGGGGAGGACUAAGUGGGAGACAUAGAGCCAAUCAAUAGCUGAGCCUCUCACAGCCCUGAGAAGGAGGCUCUGGGAAGCAGAGGCUG
Arvicanthis niloticus (Nile rat) is the source of this 2869-nucleotide messenger RNA. The record is from RefSeq and is a predicted model, not a curated record. NCBI's taxonomy places the organism in Eukaryota, Metazoa, Chordata, Mammalia, Rodentia, Muridae.